UCUGCGGGCGCGGCGCGCGCGGGACGGCGCUGCGCUGCCCUUCAGUCGGGACACAAGAUGGCGUCGGCCACCCGCCUCAUCCGCUGGUUCCGCAACACUCUGUCUGGGCACAACCUGCAAGCCAAACUGCAGUUACGUUACACCGAAAUCUCCAAGAGAACUCAACCGCCUCCCAAGCUGCCGGUGGGUCCCAGUCACAAGCUGUCGGACAAUUACUACUGCACCCGAGAUGGCCGCCGGGAAGCCUUGCCUCCGGCGAUCGUAAUGUCUCCUCAGAAAGUCCUUGGUUCAGGCACUCCGGCUGAGAACUUGGAAUCUGCUGGGGCAGCCACUGGGAAAAAACCAGUAACACCAGGACCCCCCCUGAAGAAGUGGGAAUUGUCGAAGGAUCAACCGUACCUGUGAAAUGGCUAAGAGACGCGAGGUGAUGAUGCUAGGGUAGACGAUACUUUCUAAGACUGACUGGAAGGCUCCAGCGUGGCCUCAGAGCCAGUUUACUGGAUUAUCCUGAGUACAGUGGGGAGGGGAGUUUAUUCAUGGGCAAGAGAAAAAAAAAUGUCUCCCCUGGCAUAUGAGAAAUAUUCUGAACUCCAUUA
Messenger RNA from Tachyglossus aculeatus (Australian echidna), 596 nucleotides. RefSeq names its product NADH:ubiquinone oxidoreductase subunit A7 (gene NDUFA7). Gene Ontology annotation, cellular component: mitochondrial inner membrane. Gene Ontology annotation, biological process: ATP synthesis coupled electron transport; mitochondrial electron transport, NADH to ubiquinone. NCBI's taxonomy places the organism in Eukaryota, Metazoa, Chordata, Mammalia, Monotremata, Tachyglossidae. The annotation marks the transcript as partial. The transcript has 4 exons. The record is from RefSeq and is a predicted model, not a curated record.